Molecule: messenger RNA, 407 nt
Organism: Lampris incognitus (smalleye Pacific opah)
Lineage: Eukaryota; Metazoa; Chordata; Actinopteri; Lampriformes; Lampridae
Exons: 3
Coding region: 27-275 (82 amino acids)
Source: RefSeq, a predicted model, not a curated record
CCUGUCCCUGUAAGAGAGAAGGGUACAUGCCACAAUGUGUGAAGUGCGAGCGUGGACUGAGCCACUUGUGUUUUUGGCCGGCGGGACUCGCCGGAUUCUUACAGAAGAAGAACUUCGUGUUGAUGAUGGUUGAUCCGGACGCACCCGGCCGCGCCAACCCGCCCCGUGCCCACAGGAGGCACCGGCCAGCAGCAGACAUCAAGGUAAUUGGGAUCCACAGGCCCUCAUCAAAAGGUUUGACCUGGGGGCUCCCGUGGCCGCCGUGCAGUUCCUGACCCGGAACCACAAAGACUGAGGAGGGAUGCUCAGCUGGAGUGACGUAACUCGCAGAUGUGGCGUGUGCAGCGUUUCACCUGUCCAGUCGGAGUGGCAUCGGUAUCGCGUGUACAACACAUAAUAAAACAUAC